AUGAACAGCAUUAAGAAGCAUGCAGUGAAUGUGAUCCUGGAUCCUGACACAGCACAUCCCAGUCUCAUCCUGUCUGCUGAUGGGAAACAAGUGAAGCUUGGAAGCAGAAGACAGAAUCUUCCAGAUACUCCAAAGAGGUUUACUGAUUAUGCCAUUGUUUUAGGAAGAGAGGGGUUCUCCUCUGGCAAAUUCUACUAUGAGGUUCAGGUCAAGGGGCAGACUCUGUGGGAUAUAGGAGUGGCCAAGGAGUCCAUUAACAGGAAGGGAGAGAUAUACCUGAAUCCUGAAUAUGGAUACUGGACAAUAUAUCUGAGAGAUGGGACUUAUCUGGCUGGGGCUGAUCCCCCUGUUACCCUCUUCUUGAAGGGGAAGCUCCAAAGGGUGGGGGUGUUUGUGGACUAUGACACAGGUCUGGUCUCCUUUUAUGAUGCAGAUUGCUGGCAUAAUAUCUACUCAUUUACCAAUGCCUCCUUCACUGAGAGAAUCUUUCCAUACUUUGGCCCUGAUGACAUUUACAGAGGUAAAAAUUCAGCUCCUCUUGUAAUCUACCCAGUCCAUGUCUGCCCCACCAACUAG
Molecule: messenger RNA, 576 nt
Organism: Engraulis encrasicolus (European anchovy)
Lineage: Eukaryota; Metazoa; Chordata; Actinopteri; Clupeiformes; Engraulidae
Product: zinc-binding protein A33-like
Exons: 2
Coding region: 1-576 (191 amino acids)
Biological process (GO): protein ubiquitination
Cellular component (GO): cytoplasm
Molecular function (GO): protein binding; ubiquitin protein ligase activity
Source: RefSeq, a predicted model, not a curated record